GAUCAAAUUAUACCAAUCGCAAACCUUUUCGUUUUCGAUAGUAGCAGAGCAGCAGAACUGAAAAGGACCUAAGCAUGGAUCAGCCAGCGACGGUGGUGGACAGAGAAUCGCUGGAGAAGAGGCCCGGAAUCUUAUUCGUCGGAUCUCCCAAUGUCGGUAAACGUACUCUUCUCUCCGGAUUACUCUCUUUGGAUUUUGAAGAUGCUUCUGAUUCAUCGUCUGAUGUACUUGCAUAUGGGUGGACUAUUGACACAAAAUAUUACACAGCUGAUGUUUGUGUAUGGAUGGCUCACCUUCAUGAUGAGUUUUCAGAUGGAGCCCUGCCAAAAUUUGACCAGUUGGCUGCCUUGGUCAUGGUUUUCGACAUGAGUGAUCUAUCAUCUUUUGCUGCACUAAAAGAUUGGGUUUCUCGCACCGAUAUCCAGAACUUUGACAUACUGUUAUGCAUUGGGAACAAAGUGGAUCUUCUACCUGGUCAUGCAGCUCAUGUUGAAUACAGAAGGCAUCUGCUGAAACUUGAAGAAUCUUCUGUUAAUCCUUAUCCAGAGUUUUCAGAUCAUGGAAUUGCUGAAACCGAAGGAAUUAGUUUACUGGGAGAUGAUGAAUCAUUAUGGGAGGCUAAGAGCUCUUGUAUGGAAUGGUGCAUUCAACACAACAUUGAAUACAUUGAAGCUUGUGGAUCCAAUGCUGAUUUUGACAAAUGUUUGUCAGUCGAUGGUGAUUCCCAGGGUGUUGAGAGACUCUAUGGGGCCCUCUCUGCUCAUAUGUGGCCUGGAAUGAUCUUAAAAUCCGGUGAUAAGAUAAAUGAGCCAUCAUUACCUGAACAACAAGGUUUUGCUCAUGACCUUAUUGACCUGCAAAUACUACUUUUUAUUUUAUCAAAUUGCUUGAGUUUUUUAAUCCACACUGCUCAGAGUUAUCCGAAGAAGAAUCGGACUUUGAAGUGGAGUACGAAAUCUUAUCUGCGGGUUCAGCAGAACCCUGGGAUGACACAGAUGGAGGAUGGGUCUCAGCAAUUGGUCCUACUGCAACCAAUGAUGCAGGAGGAUCGGUUGCUCAGAAUUUCAAUGUUACAAGGAGCAAAGACAAAUCAGUUGGAGAAGACCCACAGCCCUCAACAUCAUCAUCUCAAUUUCAGGAAGAAAGUAGCAGAGAAGUAAUGGUCCAAGCACAUGAACCAGAUAAAGCCUUGGGGCCCGAUGAGGGUGCUCAUUAUGAUUACGAUGAUCUGGAACAAUUGAUGUCUCAGAUUGGGAACAUGCGUGAUAGCUUGAGGUUGAUGCCCGAUUUCCAGAGGAGAGAAAUGGCAGCAAAACUGGCCAUGAAAAUGGCUGCCAUGUUCGGUGGCGAUAGUGAUGAAGAGGGGGGUUAAUAAAUUAGAGAAUUUUACUCAUAUUGCAGGAUGCAAAGCUGAUCAUCUCUCCAAUCUGAUUUCAGGGUUGCCUUGGAGUUUAUUGGUGAAAGCCAUUAGAGAUCCUAUUACGUGAAACGGGCAAGCUUGUGGCAAAGUUUUUCAUGUUCCUUUUUUCCCCCCCUUCUAGGCUUGCCCUUAUGCUGCUUAAGAUUGACCAUGAGAGAGAUUGAUGGCCAUAUCAUAUAAGGUUAUGCACAAUAAUUUUAUUAUGUCAGUUCAAAUGUCGAAAAUACUCAAAAAAUUUACUUCAUUUUUGAGGAAUGUGUUAGGUAAUUGUCUCUUCAGUAGGAGAUUGUGAGGGGGUAGAUAGGAUGUUUCUUGAACAAAAGAUCUUGAAAGUAGGCAAUCUUCAUUUGUCUUCUUUC
Ilex paraguariensis (yerba mate) is the source of this 1779-nucleotide messenger RNA. The record is from the annotation of a GenBank genome assembly. Lineage: Eukaryota; Viridiplantae; Streptophyta; Magnoliopsida; Aquifoliales; Aquifoliaceae.